Cynara cardunculus var. scolymus (artichoke) is the source of this 1313-nucleotide messenger RNA. Its product is annotated as carbonic anhydrase 2-like. Bases 209 to 1054 code for a protein of 281 amino acids. The transcript has 10 exons. Gene Ontology annotation, molecular function: carbonate dehydratase activity; zinc ion binding. Gene Ontology annotation, biological process: carbon utilization. Lineage: Eukaryota; Viridiplantae; Streptophyta; Magnoliopsida; Asterales; Asteraceae. The record is from RefSeq and is a predicted model, not a curated record.
CAUUUUUGAUCAGGGUUUCAUGAUUACUGCUCGGGAACAAAGGUAUUAUCUUGUAUUUUAGCAAGAUUCGAUGCAAUUGCUGCUUCUUUGUUUCCCCCAAUUUAAACCCCACAUCCCCAUGAAGCACUUCUCUAGGAGAAAAAGCCAGAUUGCUUCAUUUUGAGAAACAAUUGCUUUUUACGGUUUGAAUAACUGUCAAGGAUAACUAAUGGCUACGAAAUUUAAGAAUUGCAUCACACUAUGUUGCACCAGAAAACCCUCGGUUGUGGAAGAUAUGGCAACUAAUGGUUACACAUGCGACGACGCCAUUGAAGGACUGAAGAAGCUUCUAAGUCAGAAUAGUGACCUUGAAUCGGUCGCGGCCGCAAAGAUCAAACAACUUACGGCAGAGUUGGAGGCAACAGAAACCAAUGAAUUUAACCCGGUGGAGAGGAUCCAGAACGGGUUCGCUCGCUUUAAGAAAGAGAAAUACGAAACAAACCCCACUUUGUAUAGUGAGCUUGCCAAAAGCCAAAGCCCCAAGUUCUUGGUGUUUGCUUGUUCGGAUUCACGAGUUUGUCCAUCACACAUCCUGGAUUUCCAACCAGGCGAAGCCUUUGUGGUUAGAAACAUCGCUAACAUGGUUCCUCCUUAUGAUACGGUGAAACACUCAGGAGUGGGGGCAGCGGUUGAAUAUGCAGUACUGCAUCUAAAGGUGGAGCAUAUUGUAGUCAUCGGACACAGCUGUUGUGGUGGGAUUAAAGGACUCAUGUCAUUCCCUGACGAGGGACCCACUUCCACCCACUUCAUAGAGCAAUGGGUCAAAAUCUGUUUGCCUGCAAAGAGCAAGGUGAAAACAGAUUGCAGUGAUGACAUGGAUUUUACAGAUCAAUGUACCAAUUGUGAGAAGGAGGCUGUGAAUGUAUCAUUGGGGAACCUUUUGACAUAUCCUUUUGUAAGAGAAGCUGUGGUGAACAAACAAGUUUCAAUCAAGGGAGCACACUAUGAUUUUGUGAAGGGAGCUUUUGACCUGUGGAAUCUUGAUUUUGCCAUUUCACCUUCUCUCUUUCAAUGACUUUCAUUUCCACCACCACAUAACAAAACCCUACUCCUACAUGUUUUCAAUAACUUAUAUUUGCAUAAAGCAUUCACAGUCUUGCUUUGCAUCAAAUUUGUAAAGUUUUUGUUAUAUCUGUCUUGAGUUCAAUUGUAUCUGUCUUUUUUUCCAUUUGAAUAACGGUGUUUUAUACGUAAUACCUCGUUUUUAUCUGAUUAAUGUUAUCGUCAUACAUGUAUUUUUGUUACCGCAAGCUUAUACAGUGUUUAUUUGCUUU